This is a messenger RNA of Sphaerodactylus townsendi, 2984 nucleotides long. It is a transcript of the gene TLNRD1, whose product is annotated as talin rod domain containing 1. Gene Ontology annotation, molecular function: actin binding. NCBI's taxonomy places the organism in Eukaryota, Metazoa, Chordata, Lepidosauria, Squamata, Sphaerodactylidae. The transcript has a single exon. The coding region runs from base 695 to 1753 and encodes 352 amino acids. The record is from RefSeq and is a predicted model, not a curated record.
UCUCUUGCUCCCGAGGUGAGCCGGGUGCAAACACUCGGGGCCGAGCCUCCCCGGAUCAUCGCCGGCCAGGGCGCAGCCGGGCCACACCCUCCCGAUAGCAGCGAUGCGCGCCCGCCUCCUCCGGCGCUUUUGAAGGCGCCUAUGGCGCAGGCUGGCCUCUUUCCGGGCCGCAGGGACAGCUCGCAUUGGAGAGGAGGGAAACGGUCACCCUUCGCCCCGCCCUGGCCCUUUCUUUCCUACGCCUUGGAAAACUGGGAUGCUUCCCUUUCCAGCAGGAAACUUUUUCUUUUUUUCCCUGGUUAAAUUUUGGGGCAGCAGAGAGUGACAACCGGGUCGCAGUCCGUCAGCGCUCUGCAAAACAGUUUCUUUUUAAAAAAAUCCAGCGACGUAAAUCGAGCUGCUGAAGAAUCAGAAAUUUUGUGCCAGGAUUAUACUGAAGUGUAGCUAGCAUCACUGUGAACGGGGAGUGGCAUCAGGUGCUAACCUGGCUCUGUUCGGAUUUUGCCUGCCUUUCCUCCUCCUCCUUUCGCUUCCCUCCAGCACCUAAAGACUUUGUUUUUACCAGUGGAUGUUAAUGGAAUGAUGGUGCGGGAAAGGCAGAGAGAUCCUGCCGGUCUCAGCAGAGACUCCUCAGGAGGUGACACCGGCAUCAGCAGUGGGGUCCCAAGAGGCAUGCGACUGCUCCCCAGGCGCUAUGGCUAGCGGCGGCUCUGGCAAGUCCACCAGCGAGGCAUCCACCCCCAGUGGCGGUGCAUUGCAGAGGAAGAAGCUUGUCUCCACCUGUGACCACUGCAAGAUCAAGAUGCAACUGGUGGCAGAUUUGCUCCUGCUGUCCAGCGAGAGCCGGCCCGUCAACACCGAGAGCCUGUCGGCCUUCGGAGAGUCUUUCGAGAAGUGCAGGGACACCGUCAUCGCUCGGACAAAAGGUCUGUCCAUCUUGACUCACGAUAUCCAGAGCCAGCUGAACAUGGGGCGGUUCACCGAGGUGGGGGACAUCCUAGCAGAGAUGGGGGACCUGGUGGUUUCCUUGACCGAAUGUUCUGCCCACGCUGCUUACUUGGCGGCAGUGGAGAUCCCAGGGGCUCAGCCUGCCUUGCCUGGCUUGGUGGAUCGCUACAGGGUCACCAGGUGCAAGCAUGAGGUAGAACAUGGCUGCGGGGUCUUGAAAACCACCCCACUGGCUGACAUGAGUCCUCAGUUGCUGCUGGAGGUGUCCCAGAAUAUGUCCAAGAACUUGAAAUUCCUGACGGAUGCCUGUGUCCUGGCCAGUGAGAGGUCCAAGGACAAAUUUGCCAAGGAACAGUUCAAGCUGAGCGUCAAGUGUAUGAGCACGAGUGCCUCAGCUCUCUUGGCCUGCGUCCGGGAGGUAAAGACUUCACCAAGUGAGCUGACGCGGAGUCGGUGCAUCUUGUUCAGCGGGCCCUUGGUGCAGUCUGUCUAUGCUUUGGUGGGCUUUGCCACUGAGCCCCAGUUUCUGGGCAAAGCAGCCACCAUCAAUCCAGAAGGCAAAGCUGUGCAGACUGCCAUUUUGGGGGGUGCAAUGAGCGUCGUUUCGGCUUGCGUCCUCCUCACCCAAUGCCUCAGGGAUAUAGUCCAGCACCCCGAAAGUAGCUCUAAAAUGACUGAAUACAGAGAAAGGUUGAAGAACUCUGCUUGCGCCAUCUCCGACGGUUGCAACCUGUUAUCUCAGGCACUAAGAGAAAGAUCUUCUCCCAGGACUUUGCCGCCAGUGAACAGCAAUUCUGUGAAUUAAUGUUUGUUUUUUUUCAAUUUGCAUACUACCGGUCACUGCUAAUAGAAAUGGACCCAGGUCUCCUCUCCCAGCUCUAGUUUUGUAUAUACCAAAGAAUUUGUGUGAGCCCAACCCUUUGAUUUCUUAAAAAGUUUUUAAUUUUUUGGCAUGGUGGAAUGACAAAGCCAUGUCUUUUAUGGCCCAGUCCAGAGGGGGUAGGUUGAAUCCCCUUGCAGAGGCACCAGCAGAUUUCCCCUGCCUGGGGCACUUACCUUGGCAGAGGUGCAAACACACUAGUGGGUGGACAACAUGGCCAUCCGGGAUGCCUAGACACAGAGUUCGGCAUCACAUCAGGACUCCUUUGCCACUGCCAACCCAGUUGGAACAGUGGGGCGUACCGGAGGUGCACCCGGGGGUGGAGCCAACAUCAGUCAGAUUCCACCCUGGCUUUGUGGCCAGUUACUCCACAGGCCAGGCCUUAGACUCAAGCCACCCUUUCGGGUGGCCUAAGUCCAUUAAGUCCUAUGGAGGGCUUUCCGGCAGCAGGGGGAAUCGCUUUUUUUGUCUCCCUGUGGUGCAGGAAAGUCCUCUGGAAGCAGAGGUGCGGCAGCGGCACAGUCCCUAGCUACCUGGGGCUCUGGAUUGGGUUGCCCGACUAUGUGGAAAUAAUCAGUUUGAGCAGCUGAUAUUUUUGGGUGGCAGGUCUUGUUUUUUAAAGUAAACCCUCCUUAUUAAUAUCUGAAAGAAGUGAACAUUUCAUGAGGUGGGAGAGUCUCUUUUAAAAAAGAAGAGGAAACGAAAAGCUUUAAUCGCGCUGGGUGCGGUUUGAAAAGUUUGGGGGCAGUUUUGUUUUCCUUUUCUUUUUUUGUCUUCCAGAGUUUCCCUUCUAAAUUUUACUGUUCAGUUGUGCAGGAAGAAAAAAAAAGUUACCUCAGUUUUCAUACAAAAAGCGAAACUUGUAAGGAUGGAUGUAGCUAAUUUUAUUUUUUGUUCAGUUGUCGUUUUUGUAUGAUCCCUUUUGAAUCAAGUGUUAGUUUAAAAGUGCAUUUGCUGUGUUGCGAGGAGGAUGGUUGUAAUUUCCAAAUUGGGGGGGGAUCUACUGUGAGUGGUUUUUUUUAAAGGGGGGAGGAAUUACACUAUAAAAUGAAAAACAAUUGGAGGAGGGUUUUUUUUCAGUGUCGAGUUUUUUUAAAAAAAACCUUGCAUGUACUGGAGUAUUUAUUUCAUCUAUUAAAAUGUUAUGUUUCUCAGA